Molecule: messenger RNA, 2259 nt
Organism: Humulus lupulus (European hop)
Lineage: Eukaryota; Viridiplantae; Streptophyta; Magnoliopsida; Rosales; Cannabaceae
Exons: 2
Coding region: 1-2259 (752 amino acids)
Source: RefSeq, a predicted model, not a curated record
AUGUCGAUCAACAAGACUUGGAUUAAUAAUUCAAAUAAAUUUCCUGAUGAGUAUGUUGCUGGAGCGUUUGCAUUUGUUGAGAGAGCUCAACAAUUUGUGGAUACAAGGGGACUAGUGAAGUGUCCUUGUAACAAGUGUCUUAAUAUCGAAUUGCAAACGAUUGGUGUGCUAGAAAGUCAUCUUUUUGAGAAUGGUUUUCUACGAAGUUAUACAAAUUGGUAUUGGCAUGGAGAGGAGGAAAUAAUACCGACCAAUAGAGUAGUCCACCAAUGUCACGAGGACGAGAUGAUGGAUGUUCUUAAUGAUAUAGCACAACCUAACAAUUGUGAAGAUGAUGAGAAUGAGGUUGAUGAUGAGAUACCACCAGCAUCAGAAUGCAGAGGUACUAGCCAAUACUAUAAUGACUUAUUUGCCGAGAUGGAGUCUCCGUUAUUCCCAGGGUGUGAAAAAUACACAUCUUUGAAUUUCGUAGCUAAGUUGAUGCAUUUCAAAGUGUUGGGGAAAAUUCCUAACAAAAUUUUUGAUGGAAUCUUGGAGUUGUUAGAAGAUGCAUUCCCAUCUCCAAAUAAGAUACCAAAGUCACAUUAUGCGGCGAAGAGGUUGAUGAGGAAAUUGGGUUUGGGUUACGAGUCAAUCCAUGUUUGUAAGCAUGAUUGUGCAUUGUUUUGGAAGGAAAAUGCUGGAAAACACAAGUGUCCAAUUUGUGGGGAGGAUCGUUGGGUGGAUAAAAAUACCAAGGGGAAGAAAGUGCCCCAAAAAGUUAUGCGUUAUUUUCCAUUGACCCCUCGGUUGAUGCGAAAAUAUGCAUCAAGGCACAUUUCUCAACAUAUGAGAUGGCAUCAUGAAGGGCGUGUUAAAGAAGAUGGUAUCAUGCGUCAUCCUGCAGAUGGGAAAGCAUGGAAGGAUUUUGAUCGUAGCAAUCCAGCGUUUGCAAUGGAACCUAGGAAUGUGCGCCUUGGAUUGGCUGCUGAUGGAUUCAAUCCUUUUGGAAAUAUGAGUUUGUCUUAUAGCAUGUGGCCGGUUGUGUUAACGACUUACAACUUGCCACCGUGGUUAUGCAUGAAAGAGACUAACUUUAUGUUGACUUUAUUAAUUCCUGGUCCACAUUCACCUGGAAAAGAUUUUGAUGUUUUCUUAAGGCCAUUGGUUGAUGAGUUGAAGGAAUUAUGGGUGAACGGUGUUCAGACUCGGGAUGUUGUUGAUGGUAGUUUUUUUAAGCUUCGAGCAGUUUUAUUGUGGACUAUAAAUGAUUUUCCAGCGAGGAGUAGUCUUUCUGGAUGGAGUGGUCAAUGUUACACUGCUUGUCCUACUUGCAAUGUAUCAACACCAUCAGUUCGUUUGCAAAAUAAGGUUGCAUUUUACGGUCACAGACAUUUUUUACCAAUGGGACACCAAAUUAGAAAAAAGAAGAAGUUAUAUGGUUCAAUUGAGAAAAGACCACCUCCAGAGGAAUUUAGCACUGAAGCUAUUUUCACACAAAUGAAUUUUAUGCCUGAAUCUCUUCCUGGUAAGCAUGUUAGCUACGGUGGACAAAAAAGGAAACGCAUAAAAGAGCAAGUUGGUUGGCGUAAAAAAAGCAUUUUCUUUGAGCUCCCAUAUUGGGCCAAUAUGAAGUUGCGACAUAACCUAGAUGUCAUGCAUAUUGAGAAAAAUGUAUGCGACAGCUUAGUUGGCACAAUAGUCGGGUUGGAAAAUAAGACCAAAGAUACAGUUAGCGCUAGAGUAGAUUUGGAGAAGAUGAAGAUAAGGCCAGAAUUGCAUCUGAGAAUGGUAAAUGGUCGAAUGGAAAAGCCAGCAGCGAAAUACACAUUUAUUCCUGAAAAUCGGCAUAAGUUUUGUCGAUUUUUGAAAUCAGUCAAAUUCCCAGAUGGGUUUGCAUCUAAUCUAAGGAAGAAUGUGAUUGAAAAUGACAAUAAGAUUACUGGGUUGAAAUCCCACGAUUGUCAUGUCAUAUUGCAACGUCUUUUGCCAAUUGGUGUUCAUUCAUUCCUAGAAAAACCAAUUGCCAAGACCAUUAUUGACUUGUGCACUUUCUUCAAGAUUAUUUGUGCUAGAACUCUGAUUGUUUCUGAUUUGGAGAAAGUGAAAACAUCAAUUGUUGAAAUUCUUUGCGGACUAGAAAUCAUUUUUCCGCCAGCGUUUUUUGAUGUUAUGGUUCACCUAAUGAUACAUUUGCCUCAAGAAGCAAUAGAUGGAGGUCCAGGGUGGAAACAAGGUUUAAUCGUCCAGAUAGAAAUGUUGAUGCAAUUCCAUCACUAA